AUGUCUCUGCGCACUCUCUAUCUUCUCUGGUUGCCCAUCGCCUUGUUGGGCCUAGUCCUCCCCUCGAGAGGACAGAGCAAUGCUGCUCACAUAUUGGCUCGCAACGCUCUUGCCGACCAAAUCGCUUCUCUUGCAGCCGAAUAUGGCGCGAAUGUUGACACCAGCCUGAGCGGCUACGAUCAUGAUCUCGUCACCGAAGCAUUGAAAGAAGGACAGCAAAAGCGCUCUGCCCUCCGUGCCCGCGAGAUAAUCGCUCAAGAAGCCACUGUUGUCAAGGCGCAAUUAGGCGACAAUGUAGACACUUCGCUAGACGGAUACGACCUCGGCGAUACGGAAGACGAAGAUACCAUUUCGAAACGUUCCGCCAUUCUGGCUCGCGAUGAUAUCGCCCAAGCUGCAUCGGCUGUCACGUCUCAGUAUGGAAGCAAAGUAGACACAUCUCUCGAAGGCUACGAUCUUGGAGACCUGGAAGAUGACAACGCCAGCCAAGACACUGUCACCAAACGCUCUAUCAUCAUAGCUCGCGAGGAAAUUGACCAACAAGCGCCAGCUGUCAAAGCAGCAUAUGGCGAUAAAGUGGAUACGUCCUUGGACGGCUACGACUUGACCGAUCUCGGCGAAGAAAAACGCUCCAUCAUUUUGGCACGCGAGGAACUUGCGCAAGAGGCCUCUGUUGUCGAGUCCCAGCUCGGCAGCAGCAAAGUCGACACCUCUUUAGAGGGUUACGACCUCGCUGCUCUGGACGACGACGACGAUAACACACUCAGCGCCCGUGACUUAUUUGACGUUGACGAGUCGCUGACAGGUGACAUGCCAAUAUCAAGUCAUCUCAAGAACUACGGCCCUGGCCAUGAAACCGACGAUGACGCCAGCCUUCCACGCUACGACGACGACUCCACCAUAACGCGUCGUGACGACAAUGACCCCGAAGAAGAAGAAGAAGAAGACGACGACGAGGAUGAUGAUGACGAUGACGUCCCAUCCUGGGCCAACGAAGCACGAAAACGCGACUUUCCCGAAGAAGCCGAGGACGACGACGACGACGACGAAAACGAGAGUGUAGAAGCAGACUACGUAACAGAUGAUGAUACAUCUAACGACCGCUACCACGACGACACCCCCGAAGUCAUGAACGGAGGAGAUGCAUCAGCAGCACAAGCCACCACUGCGACUUCCACUGCAAACAACAAACAGGUCCGUAGUGCAUCGUCAUCGUCAUCAUCGUCAUCGGAAGGAGAGGAGGAAGAAGAGGAGGAAAAAGGCGCUACUGGAUUCAUCAAGAUUGUGAAGCGUUACUUGAAUCACUGA
Molecule: messenger RNA, 1308 nt
Organism: Sphaerulina musiva SO2202
Lineage: Eukaryota; Fungi; Ascomycota; Dothideomycetes; Mycosphaerellales; Mycosphaerellaceae
Exons: 2
Coding region: 1-1308 (435 amino acids)
Source: RefSeq, a predicted model, not a curated record